This is a messenger RNA of Oncorhynchus kisutch (coho salmon), 6440 nucleotides long. RefSeq names its product sodium/potassium/calcium exchanger 4-like. The record is from RefSeq and is a predicted model, not a curated record. Gene Ontology annotation, cellular component: plasma membrane. The transcript has 17 exons. Gene Ontology annotation, molecular function: calcium channel activity; calcium, potassium:sodium antiporter activity. Gene Ontology annotation, biological process: intracellular calcium ion homeostasis; calcium ion transmembrane transport. NCBI's taxonomy places the organism in Eukaryota, Metazoa, Chordata, Actinopteri, Salmoniformes, Salmonidae. Bases 752 to 2545 code for a protein of 597 amino acids.
UGCACACUAUCACGUGUCUGCGCAUGUCACCCUCGGAAAAGUUGCAGUUGGCAGAAUCCGGCAAAGUGUUAUCAUAACAACCAAAAACUGUACAAGAAGACUACACCUGGAACGACGGAGUUAAUGAUUGUUUCAUCAUCUGCGGGUCUAUUCUUCUGCACUAGGAAGUUAAGGGGAGGUGCCAUACCGAGGUGACAUGACUUUGCUUCACGAAUUUAACAAUUAGGCGAACCUUGAUGAAAUCAGAUUGGUUGCAAUUAAUAUGCGGCGGCAGAACACAGUUGGUGCGUGUAACCUAGUUCUGCAGCCACAUCCAGUUUAAUCAUUUCAUUGAAGAGGAUGAUUUCAAUUGAUAUUCAGUAGUCGAUUUUGUGCUAAUUUGAAGGCAACCAGUGAUAUAAUUCGUUUCAAAUGAAAUGGAAGCUUAUUUGCUAAAAUUUAAAGGGCAGAAUCUGGGAUUUGCGAGGGAAUGCUGAGUUGAUUGGAGACCAUCGGAAUUGCCCGCCCUGUGUCAUUCAUUACCUGUUGUGCAGGCACGGAAUUUUCACGCGCUGUUCUAGCAAUCAAACAGCUGAACAGCCUUGUCUCGGCGGCACGUGCAAACCGUCCGCUCCACCACUUCCCAUCUGCGCUCCGGGCACUUCAAAUGAGGACCGCGUCCCGAGCCUAUUCUAUGUGAAGCUGCGAAAACGGGCAAUUCCUUCCGUCUUGAGGCAAGGACGAAAAGUCACGGUUUGGCCGAGCUGCAGCCAUGGACCAGGACGAGAACAAGAGCGUCUCGAAAAAGACCAUAAUCGCAAAGAUUUUCAAAGUUCGCAAGAGGAGAGAGAUGCUUUUCGUGCAAGUGUGUUUUCUCUGCAGUGUCCUCUUCAUGGCGUGGAGCAUGUCAGCACUUCUGACAAAGACAGGCCAUGGAAUGAUCCUGGAGAAUGGACACGAGAAGCACGAACAUUGGGGAAGGAGGCUCAUGGGACAUGAACCCAACAACGACAACGAGACCGAGUCGAAGAACUGCACAGAGCCAGCGAUCAAGGAGUUCCCUGAAGACCUUUUCACCAACAACGAGCGCAAGAGUGGGGCCGUCCUGCUGCACAUAGUGGCGGCCCUCUAUAUGUUCCUGGCCCUGGCUAUAAUCUGUGACGACUACUUUGUGACAUCGCUGGAGAAGAUCUGUGAGAAACUAGACCUAAGUGAGGAUGUUGCCGGAGCCACUUUUAUGGCAGCUGGGAGUUCUGCUCCAGAGCUGUUUGCCUCUGUCAUUGGUGUCUUCAUCACCCACGGUGACGUGGGGGUUGGGACAAUCGUUGGAUCAGCCGUCUUUAAUAUCCUGUGCAUCAUCGGUGUGUGCGGAAUCUUCGCCGGACAGGUCGUAAUGUUGGGUUGGUGGUCUGUUUUCCGAGAUUCAUUCUACUACAUCUUGUCUAUCCUAGCUCUUAUUGCAUUCAUUUACGAUGAGAAGGUGGUGUGGUGGGAGAGCCUGGUGUUGGUGCUCAUGUACUGUGGAUACAUCCUCAUCAUGAAGUUUAACCAGAGCUUGCAGAAGUUGUUCACGGGGAAAGGGGGUAAAGACAAGAACCAGGCCAACGGUAACGCUGCGGCCAGCAGCGAGAUGGAGGAUGUUAAGCCCAGUAAGGCUUACAGUCGUGGCUCUGUGGUCAUGGUCGAUGAGAUUAUGCACGCCAGCCCUCCCAAGUUACGCUUCCCAGAGGCCGGCCUCCGCGUCAUGGUCACCAGCCAUUUUGGACCAAAGACCCGGCUGCGCAUGGCCAGUCGCCUCAUCAUCACUGAGCGUCAGAAGCUAGUCCAGGGUGCCAAUGGGGUGGAGACCCAGGUUCUGGAGGGGAAGGUGGACAUUGAGAAUGGCAACGUGCCUGAAGACAAACCAGCAGAGGAGGAGCAGGAGAAUGAAACCAUCUCCCCCUUUCAUAUCCCUGAUGGCAUCGGCAGCAAGUGCAAGUGGCUGAUCUCGUGGCCCCUGCUGCUCCUCCUGUUCUUCACCAUCCCCAACUGUGCGAAGCCUCGCUGGGAGAAGUUCUUCAUGGUCUCCUUCUUCCUUUCUACCGUCUGGAUCGCUGUCUUCUCCUACUUCAUGGUCUGGAUGGUCACCAUCAUCGGCUACACCCUUGGCAUCCCAGAUGUCAUUAUGGGCAUCACCUUCCUGGCAGCUGGCACCAGCGUUCCAGACUGCAUCGCCAGUCUCAUUGUUGCUCGGCAAGGAUUGGGUGACAUGGCAGUGUCUAACACAAUCGGCAGUAAUGUGUUUGAUAUCCUGGUUGGGCUGGGCGUUCCUUGGGCACUACAGACCAUGGCGGUCAGCUACGGCUCCGAGGUCAUGAUCAACAGUCGAGGACUGGUCUACUCUGUGGUGUUGCUACUGGGAUCUGUGGCUUUGACGGUGGGGGGGAUCCAUGUGAACCACUGGAAGCUGGAUCUGAAGCUGGGCAUCUACACGCUGGUCCUCUACGCUGUCUUCCUGUGUUUCUCCAUCAUGAUCGAGUACAACGUGUUCACCUUCGUCAACCUGCCCAUGUGCAUGGAGGAGUAGCUGACCACGCCCAUCUCAACUAGGAAGCUCCACUCCCUCAACCCCUAACGGCAACCAAUCACAAUCAACUUUCCCCAUCCUCCACCACGUUACUAAACCUGGUUAUCUCCUGUCUGACAGGUCACCUUUCAUUUUCAUAACUGACCUGUUGACUUCUUGAUCUGAUCCUGGUCUUUAAAUCUUUUAUUUCCCUGUGCUUGGACUCACUUUCCCAUGAGGCUUUGUUCUGAGGAGUGGACAGACUCAUUAAACGAACUGGACCCAUUUUCAGACUAUUCCAUUUUCCAUUCCCCCAUCCACACGAUCUGUAGUCUGACUGGCUUUCCUUAGCCUUCCCCCACAGGCCCUAGAAUCAACCCUACAGUAGUCUGCCUCUUACAAACAACCCAAACAUACCUCUGUCCAAGUUAGGGUUAGUCCUAACCCUCAACAUGGACCCUCACCCCUUCUCCUACUCUUCCCCCAUCCAAACUUCUCCUCUUCUCAUCCCCACCCCACCGAUCCACCCAAAGACCCUACGGAUAAUACACAACCUCGCCCUAAAACUCUACCUCUCCCCUGAAUCCUGCUUGUACCCUCAACCUUUGGAGGGGGAACUCUCCUCCUCCUCUUUCAGACCUGGACCCCUCUGACAUAGUCCGAACUUUGACUUUUUCCAGAUUGCUUCGUCCCACCCCUCUGCAGCAGACACUCCUCUUUCACUCCUAUCUACUGUAACUUUUCUCUUCAUCAACUCUUAAAGACAUUUAGUCAGGAAGCUUUGUGUCUCUGACUACCAGAAGAGGUCCAUGUAUAUUUGCAGCACAAGGGGAAACUUGUGAACAUUUUUCUUUCUUGUUUUUGUAUCGUAUUUUUUGUUUUAUAGAGUUAAAAAUGACGACAAAAUACUUUUGAGAGCUUGUUGCAAUCACAAAGGACAUUGCCUGUUUCACAGUAAUGAAUUAGCACACAGAGAAAAUACUUUUAUUGUCAGGACAUUUGGCUCCCCCUCGAAGGGAGGCGUCUGGCUCAUGGCGGCAACUCCAAAAUCCGUGGUGCUGAAAUUUCAGCUGUUUUUUUUGUUUUUUUCUUGUUCUGAGAUGUCACACACACCCCCUCAGACUGCACAACAAUGAAGAGAAACACCUGCUCCAGAGUUGGGAGAGAACUUUUGGACGGUGUCCAUAUUCGGACGUCUUUGGACAGUAGCAUGUAUAUGUAUCGUGUUAGAUGGGAUUCGGUCUGUUCUUCUGUCUGCUCGACCCCUUUUGACCACCAGGGGGCAAUGUCCCCUCACUAUGAUCUAUCUGCAUGGCAGGGGUCUCAAGCAACCACAGCCGUUUGGUUAUCAGGGAAUAUCUGGAGCCUCCGCAGAUCCAGUAGGGGGCGACAUAGGUGUUCUCUCUCUGAAUUACAUGUAGAUAUUGCACUUUAAAACAAGCAAAGCUGUCCUCCUACUUUCUGAAUCAAAUAGUGCUUCCUGUGUGUGGGGGGGGUUUGUGUAUGUACUGUACUGUGUGUUUGUGUGAGAGAAUGACGAGGGUGUGUGCUGACUUGCAGGCUCGCGCCCAGCUUGGUCUCACCGCCUCCCCCUUCCCUAAUCCCCUAUAGACUUGAACCUCUAACAUCGUGAGCACAUAACCAUUUCUGUCUGCAGUGCAAUGCAUGUUGGGACAAUAAAUGCAGGCUCCUCCAUGGCACGACCCCCACCCCCACCCACCCGGCAACCACUUUAUAAAUAAACGGCAGCUACAUGCUACUGCAAUCUAAGACAUUUGACAUCAUGCAAAACCACCUGCAGGAACUUAGUCUCCAAUAAGCUGGAGAGACUUGCAUUGAUAGGGGAGUGUUAAAGAUGAGGACUUUCCCUUUGUGUUGGCAGCAGGUACUUGUAUAUGCAAUCUCAACGGAAUGUGUGUUGGACUCUGGAGGAACUACAUUGAUGUUGCCAUAAUGUUAGUGGUUAAUAUGAGCUCACUGGUCUGAAUGACCAGCUAAAGGACCGAACCAGAGGACAUGGAGGAAAGGUUCUGGAACUGGAGAUUCUGUGUGUGCGGGGGAGUCCGACCCUCUGGUACAAGGGCAUUACUCAAUCACCAACUCUACCUGAGGAGCGGAGGGGAAGGACUCCUGCUGGGAAACACCCCCCCCCCCCCCCCCCAGGCUGUUUAGAUAGUUUAGUCCAGAAUCCUCUGAACUUUCUGGAAGUUUUCCUUCUCCAUGAAUGAACUUUGUGAGAUGAGAUCUCCACUCUGUAUGCAGGACCUGAGGAGCAGACAUUUUAGUAGCAGGACCCCUAAACUGAUACCCUGGGGGGGGGGUAGACUCGCUGUGUUCAAGACUCUACUGCCCCCCCCCCCCCCCCCCUUCUUUAUCCUCCCUUCUCCUCAUCACACCCCGAUGCUCUCUCUGACCCCCCCCACCCUUCUGGACCAUCAGUUUAUAGCAGUUACCCCCACUGCUCUGUAUAUACCCCAGUGGGUCUUUUCCCCAUAGUGUUCUCUGCUAGUGCCAUUCUGAUUCUCAUUGUUGUCUUCUUUGCAACGAUCACUGCAUUCUCAAUCUUUUCACUGGUUCUUAUUAACUGUACAUACAUAGAUAUUUUUGAACAUAUGAUGCUUUCUGGGUCAAGAGUAUACCUGAUUUCCUUUGUACAUUUCCCUUUGUCUUGGUUUUGAGCGGUGUACAACACCUGUGUGGUCAUGUCCUUGGUCCAAUCCCCAACGGACCCCUAGACCCUACGCCCUAGGUACUUGUGGAGAGUUGAGUGUUUAACAGCUGUCAGUAAUCGCUCCACAUUGCUCAGUAGUUUCACCAUAUUGUGCGAAUACCAGUCAAAUCCUCUCAGAUCUCCACUAGUGUAUAGGGUCUAGGGGUUGCUUUAAAUUGGGUCCUCGGUGCCAGGUCCUGAGAGGUGACAACGGGUGUAUUCAUUAGUUAGACUGCUGAAAAAUAUUUUGAAACUGAAAUUGUUUACUUUAAACGGAUAAUGUUUUGCAACGAAAACGAGAGUUUCUAUUGGACAAAUUCAGGUAGGUCCCUCCCUGUUUGGUUCCUAGAGUAAACGGUUUCUGUUAAAGAAAUGUUUUUGCAACAGUCAAAAUGAUUUGUAACGGUCUGCACCUAAUGAAUACACCUCACCACAGCAGGUCACACUGCUCUUACUAUCCUAACUCAUCUAACACCCACACACGUCACCGUGGAAUAAUUCUCUGGGCAAUCUGCCACAACUUUCACUGUUUAAAAGAAGUAGAAUUCAGAUGACAUAAAUGUCAUAGUUCUGCAUCGAAAAUACAGAUUGUAUGGAAACCAUGUUGUACAAAAUAAAAGUGCACAAAUAUACACCCCCCCCCCCCCCCCCCCCCCCUAUGGCAAAAAUGACCAUGAACCUAAUUUAUAAUCUAGUAGUGUGAUUUAAUUGAACUUUUCCUCAAUGUGUGUUAAGACUGUAUUGCUCUGUGUCCUAAACUAUAGUUAAAUCAUCUCUUUAUAGCACACCUUGUUGAAGAAAAGUUAAUUGUCAAACUAACAGAUUAUAGAGGGUUACCGAAUUUUUUUUUUUUGCACUCAGCAACAAUUUGUUUGCACUAUGAAAAUGUUGCCCACACACACACACACAUGUUCAAUAACUAUGACUUCUCAACACCGGAGUGGAGCCGUAUGUAAUUCUAUUGAAUGAAUGAAACGACCUGAUGCACUGUGAGCUCAAUGUGAUGUGGGAGUCAUUUGUCAACCAAUAAAAAUGAGACAUAAAACAUAAUGAUAAUAUAUUUAAUGUAAAGUUAGUUCAUAUGAAACAUUUAUCGAAAACAUCUGUAUAACUUAUAUGAAUGUAUUGUCUCGCUAUACUGGACAUAUCCAACCAAUGCAUUUUACUGUAAAGCAAUAAUGUGAAAAAAUUAAAUUGCAAAAAGAA